GGGGCGGGGCCACCCACGGCGGCGCUGGGCCGGACCCGACGGGCUCAGAGCGGCGAUUCCCGGUGGUACCGGACGGGCUGUAACGGAGCAGCGGUACCGGUACUGCCAUCCUGCUCCUGCCCGCGGCAACCCCGCCCGGCCCUGCCAUGCUGGCCGCAGCAUGGCCCCUGUGGAGCAGGACGCGCUGGCCGUGCGGGAGCAGAUCUUCCAUGAGAGGGUCCGCGAGUGCAUCAUCUGUGCCCUGCUCUUCGCCAGUCUAUACAUCCUCUGCCACUUCAUCAUAACCCACUUUAAGAAGCACACGGAUUUCACAGCAGUUCACGAUGACGAGGAUGCUGCUGUCAACAGGAUUGCAUUGGGGCUCUGUACCUUCACCCUGGCUGUGGCGCUGGGCGCCGUCCUCCUCCUGCCCUUCUCCAUCAUCAGCAACGAGGUGCUGCUCUCAUUCCCCCAAAAUUACUACAUCCAGUGGCUGAACGGGUCCCUCAUUCACGGCCUCUGGAACUUGGUCUUCCUCUUCUCCAACAUGUCCCUCGUCUUCCUCAUGCCCUUUGCCUACUUCUUCACCGAGUCAGAGGGGUUUGCAGGGUCCAAGAAGGGCAUCAUGGCCAGGGUGUACGAGACGUCGGUGGUGCUGCUGCUGCUGUCGCUGCUGGUGCUGGGCAUGGUCUGGGUGGCCUCUGCCAUCGUGGGCAAUGAUGCUGCCAGUCGCCAGUCGCUCUACGAUCUCUGGGAAUAUUAUCUGCCCUACCUCUACUCCUGUAUCUCGCUCUUUGGCGUUCUGCUUCUGCUGUUGUGCACCCCCUUUGGCCUCUCCAUCAUGUUCACCGUCACUGGGAAGCUGCUGGUGAAACCCCGGCUCCUGGAAGACCUGGAUGAGCAGUUGAGCUGCACAAGGUUUGAGGAAGCCGCCGUGUCCCACAGGAUCCGCUCUGGCAAAGCUUCCUGCUGGCUGAAUCUGGACAUGGAGAUGCUGCGGGAGCAGUUCUUUGCCAUCCGCAGCAAGAGGCGGAAACUGGAGCUGCGGCACCGAGCCUCACCCUGGCAGAGGAACCUGGGCUACCCCCUGGCCAUGUUGGGCCUCCUGGCACUGACAGGCAUUUCUGUGCUCAUUGUCUGCUUCCACGUGCUGGAGCUGCUGCUGGACGAUGCCGCGAUGCCACGGGGCAUCCAGGACGCGUCCCUGGGCCAGGUUUCCUUCUCCAUCUUUGGUUCCUUUGGAGCUGCACUGCAGGUUGUCCUCAUUUUCUACCUGAUGGUCUCCUCUGUGGUGGGCUUCUACAGCUCCCCCCUCUUCACUCGCCUGCUCCCAGAGAGGCAGGACACUCCCCUGACCAAGAUCAUCGGGAACUGCGUCUCCUUGCUGGUGCUCAGCUCAGCACUGCCCGUCUUCUCCAGGACRCUGGGGAUCACCCGUUUUGACCUCCUGGGUGAUUUUGGCCGCUUCAACUGGUUGGGAAACUUCUACAUCGUCUUCCUCUACAACAUGGGAUUUGCGGGGCUCACCACGCUGUGCCUGGUGAAAAGGGUCUCCUGGGCUGUCCAGGCCGAGCUCAUCCGUGCCUUUGGUGAGGACAGGGACAUGGGGACACAGGGAUGGGUGCUGGGGUGUCCCCUGUCCCCCACCCUGGCUCUCACACUUUUCUUGUCUCCAGGUCUGCACAAGCUGCCGCUGCCCGUGACGCGCUGCCGGACCCGCAGCAAGCUCUGCUAGGGCUGGGGGACAGGGAUGUGUCCCCCCCAAUCACAGUGGCCCCCAGGGUGGCUGCUAGCCACAGAGCUGACCCUGRUAGYACCUGAUACCUCAGGGACCAUCAGAGCCCCUCAGGGAGAACCGAGACCCUGUGAGGGGGCUGACCCCCUCAAGCCCUGCGUGGGCUGGAGGACAGGGAUGUGUCCCCCCCCUCUCAUUUUGGUGGCCCCCAGGGUGGCUGCUAGCCACAGAGCUGRCCCUGAUAGCACCUGAUACCUCAGGGACCAUCAGAGCCCKCCCAGGGAAAGCCGAGACACGUUUUGGGGUUUCUUACUCCCACUUUAUCUCAGCAUUUUGUGCUACUGAGCCUUGGCCUUGAGCCACACCCCCAUCACACAUCCCCAAGGGGCGUGGGGUCUCCCCCGAGGCUGCGCUGGCUGCAGCCCCCCCACCCCGUUCAAAUACCUCGUGCAAGAGUGGCCGGGUCCCCCGACCUCCUUCCAGGCUCCUCCCUGGGGUCUGGUUGUGUUUUUAAUGUCACCCCCACUUCAUGCUCCCUGCCCAGAGUCACUCCACACUCCAUCUCUGUGUCACUCCGGGGCUGCAGAGGGGCACUGGUUGUCCCCCGCCCACCCCGAGGCCCUUGGGGUCCCUAAUAGGGGGGCCUGGGGUGCAGGGAACAAGACCCCCCCUCUCUCUGGCAGCUUGGUGUGAUGAGUAUGUCGGGUCUCUGUUACCACAGAACUUGUUUGGAGCAAUAAAUAG
Messenger RNA from Malurus melanocephalus (red-backed fairy wren), 2458 nucleotides. It is a transcript of the gene LMBR1L, whose product is annotated as limb development membrane protein 1 like. The coding region runs from base 161 to 1714 and encodes 517 amino acids. The record is from RefSeq and is a predicted model, not a curated record. The transcript is spliced from 16 exons. Gene Ontology annotation, molecular function: transmembrane signaling receptor activity. Gene Ontology annotation, biological process: receptor-mediated endocytosis; signal transduction. NCBI's taxonomy places the organism in Eukaryota, Metazoa, Chordata, Aves, Passeriformes, Maluridae.